Messenger RNA from Oncorhynchus nerka (sockeye salmon), 4599 nucleotides. RefSeq names its product SUZ domain-containing protein 1-like. The record is from RefSeq and is a predicted model, not a curated record. Bases 92 to 574 code for a protein of 160 amino acids. NCBI's taxonomy places the organism in Eukaryota, Metazoa, Chordata, Actinopteri, Salmoniformes, Salmonidae. The transcript has 4 exons.
CGAUUUCGCAUCGGCGCAGACAUCCAGCUAGCUACAGCGUGUGUUUGUAUCGUGAACACUGAGCUCGUGUGUGGGUCUUGGACGCUGUAAUAUGGAAGAUGAAGAGGUUUGCGAAAGCUGGGAGGAAGCUGCAGACAGCGGGGAAAUUGAGAGAAGACUCGAAGCAAAGUUGAAGAUAAGCCAGAAAACAAAGAAAUCCUCCAUCUGCCCAGGUAGCUCCCCUAUACGAACUGCCAUGGUUAUCCAGGAUGAAUCUCAACCUGCAGCCCCCCCACCUCAAAUCCGAAUUCUGAAGCGCCCCUCAAGUAACGGUUCCCUAGGGUCAACUAGUUCAUCUAACCGCCCCACCCAGCAGCCGAAGUCACUGGCCCAGCGGGAGGCAGAGUAUGCUGAGGCCCGCAGGAGGAUUUUGGGUAGUGCUAGUUCUGAAGAAACACCUCAGGACAAACCCAGCCAAGACAGACCAGUGCGAGUGAGUGCCCAGCCACAGCCAGAAGCGGUUCGUCCAAACAAUCACCUGAUCCGCCAACCCACUGGCCCAGACGGCACCACAGGCUUCCGUCACUGCAGAUAGAGUGCAGAAGGGAGAGGGGGAUCCAUCGUCUCCAUGGGGGCAUGGUGUGCAGGGGAUAAAGGGGGAGGUAGCAUAGUGCAUGAAGAGCAGAGUGGUGGGAUGAAAUUGAAAAAUUUAGAUUAGGACAAACAGAAUAUAUUGGCCCACAGAAUGAGAUGAAGUAUCCCUCCCACCCCUUUCUGCUGACUGUUGGUACGCUCAUUGCCUUUCGCCCUCUGCCCUGUCUCCAGCCUGCGCAGAGGGUUGCAGGGAGAUGGCAGAGAGGAGCUGAGUGUCAAGUCAGAUCUCCUCUCUGUCCCACACUGUGACAAGGGCAGUCCCUCAGGAUUCCACACACUGUGAUAUCUCCCAUGAUGCACCCUGAGCUGCCCCAUGCCCCUCUCCACUGUCCCUCUCCUGCUAAGGACCAGGGUCCUCCUAGGUCCUGGGCAUACCUGUCCUCCAGGGAAAUGACAGACUGGUUCUGUGGGACUGAAAGGUGGCCAGGGGGAAGUGAGGAAGGAACCUUGCUCUGGGUGUGAGUGUAGGGCCAUGGAUAGAGCAGGGGAGUGACAAGGUGCCACUUCGUGUUAGCAUGUUCAAGCAAUAAUUCUGAAAUCAACAUGUAAGCCCCGCCUUCUUUAGUUAGACUGCCUGUGUUGUAUCUGUUAAUAUUCGUCUGUUUUGUUUUUAAGUUAUUUCAACAACAAACAAAAAAACAUUUUACUGUAAUUUUAUUUUUCUUUAUUUUUUUGUUUAACAUCUGGGCAGUAAACUGAAUGGUGAAUUUGGGAAUGUUAGAUUAAUGGUGUCUCUUCUGUUAUUGCAUCUAGUUUUUUUUUUUAAAUUCAUGUCUGUUUUCAAAGUGGGAAUGAUAUAGAAGAAGGAAAAAAAUGACAGAAAAUGUUAGUGAAGCUGAAUGUUUUAUAGCAUCUUAUACAGGUAGUCAUUGAAAGUAGUAGCCAUUUUUGAAACGAUACUGUAAGUAUAUGUUGAGGUUAGGAAAAAAUAGUUUAUGGAUGGCCAAAAAGUAAUCCUGUAAAAAAUGUCCACACUGCGUGGCCUUGUUGCUUCAUUUGCGAAGAGAGGGGCCACCGAUGACAAGGAGCAUGAAGAAGGCCAUCGCUUUCUUUUGAUUCAGGGUUGUUUGAAGAGGAAGCCAUUGGCUGGGAGUGUUUUAAGCAGCACCUCUGUUCUGUCCUGUCUUUCAUUCUGUCUCUCCAGGGUUGCCUUACUUGGAGAUAGGAGCACAGAAUAACAAACUGAGUUAGAUGGAGAUUGACAUAUUCAAAAACUUCAAUUUUUUGCUUGGUUAGAAGGCAAUGUUAUUGUUAAAGAGAGUGCCAAAGUUGAAAGGAAGCCCUUUUAUCCCCAGCGGAGGAACAUGUCAUAGCUCUGUCUAUCCAAUCUAUGUAGUUUUGUAAAUGAAAUGACAAGAAACUACAUCUUGGCUGUUUUAAACCAUAGUAAAUGUGUUGACUCAAACGCCUUAAAUUAUCUUUGGUUUCAUAUUGGACCCCACAGUAACUGAGGCACCUCAGGUUAAUGCUCUUGGAUGCUGAGAUUUAAACCCCCCCCUCAUUUAAAAAGAAAAAUCUCCUCCCUGUAACCUCCCUUUCUCUAAUUUCUGUCAAUUGGCCCGCCUUAGAACCUCAGGAAAGGUGGUUUUGUUGGCCCAUCAGGCAGGUUUUAAUGCUGGAGUGGCCAAGCAAAGUCUUUGGUCUGCUGACAUGUAAUCCCAGUGGUGCAGUGACUGGCUGGAAUUGUUGCACAGCCUAAUAUGUAAAGAAAAUCACACCCAGUAACCUCAUGUGGGUGUGAUUUGGUUCUUAUUUGGACUAUACCUAGAGUAUGUUACGUCUGGGCCAUUGAAGAGUACUCAACCUCAUCCUUUAUCCUUUCUAGGGAUCACUGAGCAGAGAGGGCUGGACAGGUGAAAGCAAUACGGUGGAGAAACCCAGAUGGAUUGUAGAAACCCCUGGGUGCGGUUUCCAUACCUGUCUUGUCUACAUGGAUCAGAGAUCUUAUCCAGACCAAUUUGUAAGUCGCUCUGGAUAAGAGCGUCUGCUAAAUGACUUAAAUGUAAUGUUAAAUGAGAUCAGCUUGGGGAAGGGAGGGAGGAGGAGACUAGAGUCUAACCCUGUAUUAGUAUGAUCCUCCUGAACAGGGUUAGGCUCAAUUCAGUUUAAUUCAGGAAGCGAAUUGAAAUGUAAUGCUUGAAUAGAAAAUAGCUUUUUUUAUUUCUGAGGAUUUAUUCCGUUUGUGAAGUGAAUUUGAAUUCAAAACCGAAUUGACCCCAACGAUGCGCUUGAUGAGCCUGCGCAAUUCCAAUAACUCAGCCAUCGGAUAUGGGGCGACAAUGAAGAGAUGACGCUUUUCUCUUCUGUCAUGCGAACACAACAAACAAAUCAGCCUGUAAAGUUUUUUUUAAAUUCCCUUUAAUAAAAUAAUAUUGAAAAGUAAAGUUAAACGCAAUUGCAAAUAUUUUUGUUUGGUGUAGAGUUUUAUUUUUCUAUUUUGUGAAAUGGAAAAUGUGCAUGUACUUUUAGUCAAAUAUUAGUGGUUUUACAGAUACCAAGCAUAGCUGAAACCAUAACCUUAAAUGGCCCUCAAUGACUACAGGAAGAAUUUCAAAUGCAUUAAUAUGACAUAAGUUUUUGAGCAAUCAUGUGAAUAUGAUAUUCUGCACAACCAACAUAAAUUGCAUUUCAGAAAUGCUUAAUGCAACCAUUGUCCAUUUUGGUCAAUGCCCAAUGAGCUCUUUGUGUGCUUUUGAAGUUAUACCUAUUGUACAAUUAUACAUUUUUUUAAACUUUCAGUUAGACUAAUGCUUGAAAUUAUUAUUCUAACCUAAACCAUAGCAGUAAGAACUCCAUAUAUGGCUAACUUUCUCUCAUAUAUUUUAUUGAGCUGUUGUAGCUUUAAAAUGAGUAUGGUGCCAGACAUUUCAGAUUUACCCUUGAUGUUGUGGAGAUAUUUAAUAGUCUGUCCUGUUAAAAAAAAAACUGUCUUAAACCCCGCAGUAAGCACCAUUGACAUGCAUCUUGUGUUCUUACUAACCUGAUCUAAAAAUGUGUGUGAAGUGUCGUCCUAAUGUAUAUCUCCUUGGAACUGUCAUAUCAUUGAACACUUGUGUCCUUUGUUUGUCUAGCCCAACACACUACAACAGUGGUAUUCAAAAACUUUCGGGGACCCCAUUUUUAUCACAGAUUUUUCUCACGACCCCACACCAAAUCAAAUGACACAACGUUCAAAUCGGUACAUUUCUAUUUUUACAUCAACAAAUAGCCUUCAAGUCGUACCAUUUUCAAAAUAAAAAUAAAACCAAAAAAUACAUGAACUCAAAAGUGUUUUUCAAUUAUCUUUCUUAAAACCGUUUGUAUAUUGUCCAAUACAAGAAUCUGUACUCUUAUUAAUACAUUUUACGACCCAACUAGGAGUCACGACCGGGACUUUGGAUACCACUGCUCUACAAUGUGUGUCCAGGAUGUGUUGUUCUGUCUAUUUUGUAUGAAUAAACUGCAGUAAUUAGAGAACAUAUUCAAAAAGCCAUUGGCUUUUUUAGACAUGGACAAACAUUUUUGUUUAGGAAAAAAAGUAACAUUUUGAGAUGCAAAUGUCAAUAACAUAUCCAUAUCCAGGUCAUAUCCAUUUGUGUGCUAUGUGCAAAAAGGUUAGCGUUUUACUGUGGAAAAAUGUCCUCCUACAAGUAAGCGUAAUGGGGUAAAGUACUUGUAAAAAAUACUUUAAAGUACAACUUAAGUAGUUUUUUGGGGGUAUCUGUACUUUACUAUUUAUAUUUUUGAUAACUUUUACUCCACUACAUUUCUUAAGAAAAUAAUGUAUUUUUUACUCAGUACAUUUUCCCUGACACUCAAAAGUACUUGUUACAUUUUUAAAGUGUCCAAUUCACACUCUUAUCAAGAGAACAUCCCUGGUCAUCCCUACUGCCUCUGAUCUGACGGACUCACUAAUCUCAAAUGCUUAGUUUGUAAAUUAUUAUUUAGUGUGCCCUUGGCUAUCCAUAAAUAAAAAUAAGAAAAUUG